CAGCAUUUGAUAGGAUUGGGCGUGUGUUUUAGGUUCGUUUAAGUUUUCGCUUGAAAUUUAUGUCAGUCAUUAUCACGACAGUUAUAGAAUCCGUUUUUUACAUUAUUUUUAUUUCUCUAAAUGAUAUAGCACGAUGAAACAUUGGUUGUUUAUAUUCUCUCUUGUAACGUGUCUCAUAUGGCAUGUUAUAGGUCAGAAUUUGACAACUGGUUGUCAAAUUCCACCGAUCAUUAGAGGAUCUUGGUUUUCUUGGGAAAAUGGUAGAAAUACUUUAACUGAAAUAAAUGCCAACAGUAUGACUGGACGAGGCACAUGUGUAAAUGUACUGGAAGAAUAUCAUGUUAAUUACACAUUUGUAUUUCGAGAUUCCAAUACUCCCAUUUCAUAUGAUAGCUGUUAUCAUUGUGUAAAAUUGAUUGUCAGAACAGUAAAUGUCCUGGAGAAGCUUGAAGUGAGUUGUGUGAACCUGCCCCAUGGGAUAGAACCUACCGUGGAUAAUGUCUGUGUAGGUUUAAAUGCAAAUCAGCAUUUAAUAACAUUAUUUUCUGAAAAUUACGUACCUGUAAACUGCAGAUCUUCUCUAGAAGGAGUUUGGCAGUUUGCUUAUCAAAAUCGCUUUAGAUUUACAGGAGAAUGCAAUCAUCCAGAUGCACAGAUAAAAUCUUGUCAGACUGCAGGCACUCAGUUUCUCAUAACUAAUCAAAAAUUUAAUAUCACUUAUAAGCAAUGUCCUGGAAUGAAAGGAACCUUUGAUGGAUUGGUAGAAUAUAGUUGCUUGGGUGAUUGGUUUGUUGACAAAAAUCACUUUUUUGCGGUGGCAAACACGAAGGAAUCGCGAAAGGACGAGAAAUAUAGAUGUUUCUUGAAGAAUCGUGACGACGAUUUGUACAUCGGCGUUUCGAUCACUGCGGAAUGUAAUACUCUGAAAACCGUUGAAAAGAGCCCUGAACGUUUGCGGAUCACACCGGUUAAGGCCGAGGUGGUCGAGCCAGGUUGCCGUUUAUCCGAGGAUAUGUCUGGAAAUUGGAUAAACACUGCUAAUAUUGACGCGGAUAUUUUUAUUAAUGAGACGCAUAUCAUCGAGACCUGGUAUCCAGAUGUGGGACGUUAUCGACGAACGAUUUAUGUUUGUCGCGAACAAAGAGACUCGAGAGUAAUGAUGGCGAGAUUGACCGUUGAUGGAUGCCAAAAAGAUUACGUUUGUUUUGACUUUGUUCGACGACAUCACAAUGUUAUCAGAUACAGACGUGGAGUGGCUGUGAUAAAAGACGAUUUCCAUACAGUAUGUUCUUGGGUGCAAUUUCCGAACAAGGAAGCAUGGAAGUACGAUCUGUUUUUAGCGAAAAAUCCAGUUCCUGUGCGCUGUCCGGUAGCUGGUAAAUUUAUGUUCCAACAAAAAGGAGACGUCUUAUUCGAGACUAGGAUUAUAGGUGGUGUCACUAAGUCUCCUCGACCAAAUAUUUAUUGCAAACAAAACAUUUCUGACCUAUCGGUCUGCAGUACCGAUCAGAAGGAGAUCGCCAUCGAUGAGACGUACUGCUUGUCCGUAGAUCACUUGGGAAAACCUGUUGAUAUUUACAGCGAUCCGGAUUACAUAAUGAAGUGUAUUGGAUAUUGGAAGGAAAAUUUAAAAUCAUAUCUUAUAACGUACGACGAAAUAGACCCUUUCAGCAAAUAUCGUUGCUGGGUAUAUCAGAGGGCCGAUUUGAACAGAGUGCUCAUGUCUCAGGCCAUCGGCCCAUUUUGCGAUCUCAAACAAGACGUAACGAGUCAAAAUUAUACAGAAGGUGCAGCAGUUGCGCUGGAAUUACAGGAAUACGAGCGCGAACGAGAUCGGUGUCCGAUGCACUUUGAUGAUGGGAGCAAUCCUUGGGUGCAAACGGAAAAUUUUGUCAACGUCUUUCAUUUUGGUAACAGCGGCAAUACAAACAGUUUUUCGUUUUUGGUCAUAGCAGUCAUUAUAUCAUUAAUAGCAGUACUUUAUUUUAAAGACAUGUAAAUACAUCUUUGCAUGGGAUGAAACCGUCGAUUAAUAUUUUUGCGAUGCCAUGCGAUAAAGAUUUAAAAUAAGUAUUAUAAGUGCGCGCUCGUAAGUAAUUAUUACAACGGUUUACAUCACGCUAGCAUGUAAACCGUUGUAAUAAUUACAAGCGCGCACUUAUAAUACGUACACGUUCCGUCCGUACUCUAACUACGUGCCUUAAGAGAAUUCUAUUCAAGUUUAAUUUUAAUAGAAGUGGGUGUGCAUAACCCUAGAAUAUUUCGAAAAUCCGUCCAUGAAAAUUUAAUUAUACAAAAUUGUUUUAAAAAUAUUUUUUUAGAUUUAAUUUUAAUUUUGAAUAUUUUUUAUACUAAUAUAGAAUAAUAUAUUAUAAAAUUAAGUAUAUUGAAAAAUUGUUUUAAUUAUAUUUCGUCGCUUCCGAAUAAAAGGGUGUUGACUCAGAAGCCGUUUGAAAAGGGCGUUAAUUCGGAAGCCGAUUAAAAAGGGCGUUAAUUCGGAAGCCGGUUAGAAAAGGCGUUAACUGGGAAACUGAUUGAAAAAGGCGUUAAUUCGCCUACUAAAAUUUUUCGCUUUAUUUUAGUUUUGCAGUACUGCCAAAAUAAUUUUGGUGCUUAAUUUAAAACAUAAACAUUGAAACGAAUAUGAAUAUGCAUAUAUAGAUAGAGCACCAAAAUUAUUUCGGCAAUGCUAUCAAAACUUAAAUUGAAGCGAAAAAUUUGAGUGCGCGAGUUAACGCCUUUUUAAUCAGCUUCCCAGUUAACGCUUUCUCCAAUCGGCUUUCGAAUUAACGUCCUUUUCAAACAGCUUCUGAGUUAACACCCUUUUAUUUGGAAGCGACGAUUAAUAAGUAUGCACAAUCAGAACAAGAUAGAAUGUACUCAAAUAGAAUAUUAUUGAAUGUAUGACACUAAGGAUUUAUUGUAUACAAUUUAUAAAAGAACAAUUCUUGAAAUAUUUUAUAUUAAUAAUUUUUAUACAAAGAAUGAUAAAAUUGAUCUAAUUCUUAAAUAAUUGCACCAUGGUUACACAGAUACAUAUCAGUAUUAUCUCUCCCAACAUUAAUUAAAAAAAUUUAUUGAUAGAUUUUCACAUUUUUAGGCUAAAUUUUUUAUUAUUUUAUAAUACAACAGAAAUAUACAUAGAAAAAAAAUUAUUUGUAAGUAUUUAAGGAUUAAGAUAAUGCUAUGAUUACAUGUAAUGUCAUAUUUUUUCAUGAUUUUAACUUAAAUUAAAACUAAUUGUUUAAAUUAUCUAUCUAUUCAUAUAUACAUACACAAAUAAAUUUAUUA
Messenger RNA from Monomorium pharaonis (pharaoh ant), 3291 nucleotides. RefSeq lists its product as uncharacterized. The coding region runs from base 134 to 1999 and encodes 621 amino acids. The transcript is spliced from 9 exons. Lineage: Eukaryota; Metazoa; Arthropoda; Insecta; Hymenoptera; Formicidae. The record is from RefSeq and is a predicted model, not a curated record.